AUGAAUAAAGCCAAAAACAGGACUUAUGACCAACUUUCUUCUAUAAGAUUCUUAAUGAAGCAAAGCAGAAUGGCCGAAAGGGAUCUUAAGGGUACUAAGAGAGCAUCUUCGCCAGUGGAAAAUGUAUCUGGUGACUUGAAGCUAAGAGACGAAAACGGGUUUAGGAUGAAAAGACAAGUAGUCGAUAAAGCAAAAUUGAAGGCAUUUGAACAGCUUGGAGGUGAAAUGGCAACAGAUAAAGAUUUACCGAGGCAUAAGACAAUACAAGAAGAAGAAAGCGAAGGUGCUAGUUAUACUAUUGAUGGGGCGUUGCGAAGGGUAAAUCCAUACUAUUUCACCUAUUUGACUUAUUGUAAGAUGAGAUGGAGAGAUAGAAAAUUACUUGAUAUUUUUGUCGAUGAAUUUAGAGAUCGUGACGCCAAAUUCUAUAAAGAGGCAAUGUCAUCAGGGAAAGUUACUAUAAACAAGAAACCCGCAGGGACAGAUACAAUAGUAAAGAAUGGUGAUUUAAUCAGUCACCGAUGCCAUAGACAUGAGCCAGCUGUAAGCUCUAGGGAUAUUAAAAUUGUAUUUGAAGAUGAGAACUUGCUUGUUAUUGAUAAACCAUCAGGUAUACCAGUGCAUCCAACAGGAAGAUAUCGUUAUAAUACAAUCACUAAAAUCUUGCAGCAUGAGAUGGGAAUUACAGUUCAUCCGUGUAACCGUCUAGAUAGAUUGACGAGCGGUCUCAUGUUUUUAGGGAAAAACUCCAAGGGAGCAGAUUCUUUUGUCCAACAAAUCAAGGAUGGAACAGUUAGGAAGCUGUACGUUGCUCGGGUAGUGGGCAAAUUUCCUUCGGACUCUGAAGUUAUUGUUGAUAAACCAGUAGUGACUAUAUCACCAAAGCUUGGCCUUAAUCGAGUAGACAUGGCGAAUGGCAAGAAUGCAGUAACUAUCUUCAAAAGAAUUACUUACGAUUUGAAGACAAACACAUCGAUUGUAAAAUGUUUUCCUAAGACUGGAAGAACUCACCAGAUAAGAGUUCACUUACAACACUUGGGCUAUCCUAUCGCUAACGAUCCUAUUUACUCCAAUGCUUUUGUAUGGGGAAAAGAUCUAGGGAAGGACUAUGAAGGAGAUUAUACAGAUAUUAUGGAACGAUUGGACAGAAUCGGUAAGGAUAAGGCGUCUAGUACAUGGUUUCAUCCUCAAGAAGAUGGGGAAAUUCUAUCAGGUAAAACUUGUGAACAAUGUGAUGUGGAUUUAUAUACGGACCCAACUCCAAAUGACUUGGAUCUUUGGUUGCAUGCUUUGAAAUAUGAAGCUGCUGAUAAAAGCUGGUCCUAUCAAACACAGUAUCCAGAUUGGGCCUUAGAAGUAAUGAAACCAAGGAUGGAAUUGGCUAUCAAAGAAGCCAGAAAGUGCGGUGAGACUCAAACUCAAUUUAACGUUGGCGCGGUUUUGGUAUAUGAUGGUGUCACUUUAGAAACUGGCCAUUCUAGAGAGUUGCCUGGCAACACGCACGCAGAGCAGUGUGCAUUGGAGAAGUACUACAAGAAAACCAAUUCAGAUGUGCCAAUGGGUUGUGAAAUAUAUACAACUAUGGAACCUUGUACCUUACGGUUAAGUGGCAAUCUUCCUUGUACCGAUAGGAUUCUUAAAACAGAUAUAACGACCUGUUUUGUUGGCGUCUUAGAACCAGACGUGUUCGUGAAAAAUAACUCCAGUCUCAAGAAAUUGACUGAUAAUGGAGUAGAAUAUAUCCAUAUCCCAGGUUAUGAAAAUGAAUGUUUAGAGAUAGCAGAAAAGGGUCAUGAAAAAAGAUAA
This is a messenger RNA of Priceomyces carsonii, 1806 nucleotides long. RefSeq names its product bifunctional DRAP deaminase/tRNA pseudouridine synthase. Lineage: Eukaryota; Fungi; Ascomycota; Pichiomycetes; Serinales; Debaryomycetaceae. Gene Ontology annotation, biological process: enzyme-directed rRNA pseudouridine synthesis. The coding region runs from base 1 to 1806 and encodes 601 amino acids. Gene Ontology annotation, molecular function: pseudouridine synthase activity; RNA binding. The transcript has a single exon. The record is from RefSeq and is a predicted model, not a curated record.